AACCUCGGACGAUGGCCUGGGGUCUGAAUCUCGGGGCGGGACACAGGCGAAGGUACAGCCCUCCCCUUUUCCUCGCGACUCUGGGAAGGUCACGGCGGGCGGGCGAGGCGCGCUCCUGUAGCGGGGCCUCACUGGCCACCCGGUCCCCACCUGAAACCCCGCCUGCCACUCCGCCUCAGCCGACCCAAUCAACGCCCAACAUGACCGGGGGAGGCGGGGCUUAUGCAAAUCGUGUCGCCUUUGAGAGACACAGAGUGAUACAAGAGCUGGGAGGCGGCUUCGGCGCGGACCUUGGAGAACCUGGAGGCCGGCCCGCAAGCGCGUCUCGGUCCCCGCGACCCGCGGAGGCUCAGAGUCAUCCAGCGACCCGGCGAGCGGCCUCAGGCCCUGCCAUGGGGAAGACCAACAGCAAGCUGGCCCCAGAGGUGCUGGAAGACCUGGUUCAGAACACCGAGUUCAGUGAGCAGGAGCUGAAGCAGUGGUACAAGGGCUUCCUGAAGGACUGCCCCAGCGGCAUCCUCAACCUGGAGGAGUUCCAGCAGCUCUACAUCAAGUUCUUCCCCUACGGCGACGCCUCCAAGUUCGCGCAGCACGCUUUCCGCACCUUCGACAAGAAUGGCGACGGCACCAUCGACUUUCGGGAGUUCAUUUGCGCCCUUUCGGUCACCUCCCGCGGCAGCUUCGAGCAGAAACUCAACUGGGCCUUUGAAAUGUACGACCUGGACGGUGACGGGCGCAUCACGCGUCUCGAGAUGCUGGAGAUCAUUGAGGCUAUUUACAAGAUGGUGGGCACUGUGAUCAUGAUGCGCAUGAACCAGGAUGGGCUCACGCCCCAGCAGCGUGUGGACAAGAUCUUCAAGAAGAUGGAUCAGGAUAAGGAUGAUCAGAUUACUCUGGAGGAGUUCAAGGAGGCGGCCAAGAGUGACCCGUCUAUUGUGCUGCUGCUGCAAUGUGACAUGCAGAAGUAGAGGCGGGUGAGGGGCAGGGCCCCUGGCCAGGAGGGGCGUGGCCACCUCCCAACCCAGUGACCUCUCCAGCUGGCCCUUCCUUAGGGGGAGGGGACUCCAGCCUCACUCUCUGGCCCACCCACCCCUCUGCCCAAGCCCUUGCUCUCCUCAGUCAAGAUCCUCAAGGGACCACCUCACCCUGGAAUAGAGACAGAUCCUCAGGUAUUUAAUGGUCUAGCCCCAGCCCCAGUCUUGGCCCAGAACCAACAUCUGCUGGGCAUAGGGGAACUGGUUUUUGCCCCAAGGUGCAGGGUGAAGGGAGGGGGGCUGGGUUCUGCUUUGAAAUUCUGUUCUUCUGGGAUUGUGCUUUAUAGGAUGUGGUCCUACAGACCCCAGUUAACAGGCCAAAUUGGAUCUGUCCUUCACUGAGGACCCAGAACCCUUAAGGGUGGUCUGUGCCCUACCCCCACAACUCUACCUGGCCCCUCCAGCCCCAGCCUUUGGAGUGUUCACUCAGUCCUUUCUUCAGCUAAUGUUUAUUGAGCACCUAUUCAAGGCCAGGCACCCCUAGGUGCUAAGGCUAUGGUAGUUUACAAGACACAUUCUGGCCCUCUGGCAGCUCAUAGGGUAGUGGUCAGGGUCUCAGACAGGGACACUGAGCUCAGGUGAGGAGAGCGUAUAGUAAGGCUGGUUAGUUUGAGAGGAACAGUUAAAUCUUUCUGGUCAGUUCCACACAGCGCUGCAGAAGGAUGAAAGGAAAAGUAUUUGGAAAUCUAGGAGCCACGUCAGUGGGGAUUUUAAGAAAAAUUGAAAUUGAUAUUUUUUAACACCCUUUAAAAGAGCUAAACUCAUUUUAUUAAUUGAGGAUAUUAAAACAUACUUUAUAUUACUUGGUUUCCUGUAAAAUGAUUAAAUGAAUAUGGAAAGUGCUAAUUUUCAGGGGGUAAAAAAGAGCUUAGAAAAAAGAGAGGAAAAAUAUCACCCAGCUUGCCAGAUGACACGUUUUCUUAUCAGGCUAAGUCCUGAACUGUCACUGUCAGCAGCUGCUGUUGCUUCCUUUUAAAUGAUCUUUUUUUCAAUUCAGUGAGCGACUCUCUACUUAAUGCUGGUUAGGUGCUGACUUCAGUAACAGAGAACAUAAGGCUUGCCAAGAGUGAGACGAGUGUGGUUCCCACAUCUGGAUUUGGUCUAGUUUAAGGAUGGACUUUGGUCUUUCACUGCUACAGAAGCAGAAGGAGCUAGAAGAAGAGGACCAGCCGGCCACUGUUUAGGCUGCCAGGCUGCAUUUAUGGACUAAAUGCCUAAACAUGUGCCGGGCAUGCUCCAUUUGAAAGGCUUUUUCUAACUCCCAGUCCUGAAUCUGCCAGGUAAUUUGUCAUCUUCCAAGUACACUGGCUUUGCUUUUCAAUGUCUGCUUUCCAAUUUUGGAUCAGUGAGCUCUACAGCUGCAUGCUUUGACUGCCAGAAAAUUAAUCUUGCUUCUUCAUCAAGUCUUUCACUUUACUUUCUCCUGUACUUAUAAUCAGAAAUUAGCUUUGAUGUGCAGUGACAGUGGAUUUCCUCUUGAACUGCUGGUGAAAACAGUCUAGUUCACAGGUGCUGUCAACCCCGUGUGGGAGCAGGGAAUGAUUGCUGGGAAUGAUUCCCUUCAGGAAAGGGAUGCAGCAUACCUCUUACUUCUGAGUGUUCACCUGUCCUCCCUCUCUGCAGAUGGAAACUCUUGGGGAAGCUGACUUUUUCCCUCAAACUCUGCUAAACCUUCCUUCUUGCUGCCCUUGGAGACAGCAAGUCCACUGAGCUGUCACCCUCUUUUUAUCCUUCUGCCUAUGACCAGCCGCAUGGUCAGGCUGGGGAAUUCACAUCCUUGGGCAGUAACCAGCAAGUUUUUAUCCAGUAAUGCCUCAAGGGAUGUUCCAUCACUCUCAGGAGCUGGCCGUUCAGUCUGUUUUAUGCUGUCAGUCAGCACCAGAGAUAUAUAGGACUCUACGGCCCAGCUCAGCUUAGACUUCCAGUGGAAGGCUUUUUACAAAGUGGGGUUCCUAUCCCCCAAAUGUUGACUCUAACCUAAUUCACAGUCACACAGAACUUAAUGCUUUAAAUCCUGCCAUUGACCCCAUCUCAUUCUAUCCUCACAGCCUAGGGAAAUAGGAUUUUUCAUUCCAUUUCUCCAUCUUGGAAACUGAGGCACAGAGGGCGCUCCCAGCGCAUGAGCACAGCCAGGAGGUGGCACAGUGCCCAGACCUGAGCCCAGGGCACCAUGAGGGUUUCUUCCCUUCAUAGCCUCUUCCCUGCUCACUCCUCUGACUCUGAGUGGUACAGAGGUUGACUGUAAAGAAAACUAAGUUGGUUUUGGUCCUUUACAAGCUUCCUGCUAAGAACUGUCUGAGGCUGUGGUCUUCCAAAAAGAAAUAGGAGCUUGAUUGAAAGCCCCACAUUUUCAAACAUCUUAUUUUCUAUUUCUGGGCAGCUCUGCUAACAGGUCAGUGUUGUCUUAGGAGCAUCUGACUCAACCUUGGAAGCAUCUUGCAGUAUCUUUGCUCCUUCCUCCCUAAGGGAACUGUUUCUCUCUCUCUCUCUCUUUCUUUCUAACUAGUGGGUAAAUCCUACUCAUGAAAGCAUGUUUGAUCACUCCAAGCUUCUGGACACAUACCAUGGGUGAUAUUUGCUGUUCAGGUCAAAGGUUCUCAGCGAUCCCAGCAGGGUGAACACAUAAUGUCAGGCUGGGAACUGAGACCCCCAUCUUGCUCAUGGGAGGAGCCACAGGCAGGCCAGGCUUUGCUCCCACAUGCUCUUGGGUGUCCUGGGGACUGUGUGCUUGGGAAUUCCCGUGGUAGAGCACCAACCCUGCCUUGAGAAGAGAGGGAGUCCUCCUAUCCCUGCCCCAGCAAAGAGGGACUUGCCACAGAGCACAGAGUUAGCAGAGACUGAAGUGUGACUUGUAUAGACACUAAAACAUAUAGACAGUUAAAAUGUUGAUACAUGCAAACUCUCCCUUGAAGUUCUGUAUCUUUUUGCAGCAACUUGUGAAUUACAAGGUCCCCAGUCUGCCUUCUAACUGUAUUCUGCCCUCAUUCAUCCUUUUGGGCUAAUUGAUGAGCCCCUUAUUUCUUUCCUUUAAAAAUCAUCACUGGGACUUUGUGGCAGUCCAGUGCUUACGAUUCUGUGCUCUGACUGCCAAGGAUCCGAGUUCAAUCCCUGAUUGGGGAACUAAAAUCCCACAAGCCAAGUGACUCAGCCAAAAAAAAAAAAUAUAUAUAUAAAUAUAUAUAUAUAAUUUUGAAGGGGAACUUCAGAUGUCUUUUGAGUUGUAGUCAAGAUUAUAUGACUUGCCUUUAAAUCAAAAGUUAAGAAAAAGGAAGCCCAUAAGCAAAGGCACUGAAGUUUUUCCUGACAAUAGCAUAGUCCCUUGAGGAAGAAAUUCAUCCUACUGCAGAGCAAGAGAGAAGGAGGAGAGGGGAGAGAAAGGAAAGAGAAGAGGCUGGGCAGGGGAGUAAGCUGACCCUGUAAAUACUUUUACACAAAAAUUUACUAAAACAACAACUAUUUCCUGAAGAUCCACCCUGGGUGAGGCUUUGCGCUGACUUUAGAGAUCACUGUGGGGGCAAGAAUACAUUGCUUACAUAUUUUAUUCAUCAGUUUUGAAAAAAACGUCAUUCGAAGCUGCAAUUGAAAAGUCUCAGAAAUAUGUGGAAUUUUCUUUCCAAAACUUUCAGGGUUUUCUUUUACUUUUUCCAGAGGGUGGGAGCAGGACUGGGCCGCCCAGGGCAUCUGGCCCUGCUUGCUUUGGUGGAGGCCUGGAGAAGUGAGGGGGAUGGGCUGGGUGGCAGAAGGGGGCCCUCCCAGCCCAUUCCCCAGCGUGGCCCCCUCUCUCCUGAUGCGCUGCUCCUGGCUGUGCCUGCAGUGACUGUCCUCACUGUUCGACCCUGUGCUGUGUGAUGUUUGGGUUUUUUCCACUGACAUUGAAUAAAAAGUGUGAUCGUG
This is a messenger RNA of Odocoileus virginianus texanus, 4928 nucleotides long. RefSeq names its product hippocalcin like 4 (gene HPCAL4). Lineage: Eukaryota; Metazoa; Chordata; Mammalia; Artiodactyla; Cervidae. The record is from RefSeq and is a predicted model, not a curated record. Gene Ontology annotation, molecular function: calcium ion binding.